AUGGCCGAUGCUGCGAGGACGAAGACUCCCAGACCGGGGCCGUUUGCACGACGAACACUGAAGAAAGCAUCGUCGCCAGGGCCUUUGCGCAUCACCAUGCUGAGUGGAGAACUCCUGGGCGAAACAGACGCACGGCGGCAUCGGACAGCAAGGAAGCUGGCGACGUACGUAGGGGAGUACUGCUGCGCCACGCCGGCACCGAAGCAGACCAUAAGGCUACUGCACGCCGGACGAAGGCUGCAGGGCGGGAGACUACGCAUCGAUGCCACAUCAACCGUGCAGGCCGUCUUCCUGACCUACGUCCAGAUACACGACGGCUCGAGGGAGUCGGAAGACUUCCGCUUGGCCCUGUGGAACAGAAACACCUCGAAGCUGAAAAAAAUACUUUGGCGGCCCCUGGACCCCAACACCGUCUUCCAGCAAUUCUACCCGACGCCGACUUCGGGACUGGAACUUCUCAUGCUGAACCAGAACAGACCCUGGUCGCUGCCUGCACUACGAACGUUGCUGGAAGCCAAAGCAAAACUGGACCGACCCGAAAACAAAGACGUGCUGGCCCUCGCCGUGAGAUAUGCGCCAAGCAGCCACGUGGAGACGCUCCUAAAGCACCGGGACGACCUGGGCGGCUCCGCGGAUCCCUGGCGGCCCCUGGACAUAGCAUGCCACGACCACCCCGAAAACCUGCUACAGGGCCGUCCACAUCCAGGCAAGAUCACGAUGCUGAUGGCAGCCCGAGCCGAUCCCACGCGAAUGCUCGAGGACCCGACCAGCUGGGCCCAAAACCCAAGCCACCCAGACUGGUCCUACGGAGCCAACCCUCGAAGCCUAGCAACCCUCGUGGCCCUAGCCUGCGCAGCAGCAGCUCACUCAGACCCGGAGGGCAUGCAGCAAGUCGCGCGAGCGGCAGCGAACAAAAGUGCCAUCCCCUUAGAAUAUGUAAGCGACAGCACCCCCGGAAUGCAGGUCCUCACCGCAAGCCUGUGCAGUGCAGCUUGCACAGGCAACGCCCGCAACGUGUGCUGGCUACUAGAAAUGCGAUGCCCAGCAAAUGCACGCGUCGGCCGACACCUCCUGGAAGGUGAGUCCUGUCUCGUAACCAAUGCCGAGAGUCAGUGCACAGCCUUAAACCUCGCAGUCAGAAGCGGCUCCGUCGCCGCCACCCAAGCACUCCUCCACGCCAAGGCCGAUCCGACUCUCACCUUCGACGAGCUUGCCGCCCUGGACCGAGCUGCGCUGCACAAGGCACCAGCAACGAUAAUAGAAUGCAUACUAGCGGCCAGAGGCGAAGCGACCACGCCCACAGCGCACACGACAUCUCCGCUGACCGGGGCGCAUACCCGCGCGGCGAACCCGACAAGGCUCCUCAGCCCGGGGCCGCCUGCGGACUCGCAACCAAGCAAUGCGCAAGACGUCAGACGGGCCACUGCUCACGUUGGUGAAGCCAUCAUGCAGCCCGAAAGCAGCCGACGGUGGGCCGACAUGACAGACGACGACGAUCAGGCGACCGGCUGGGACUUCGAAGCGUUCAAGAAGGACUACCUGGCGAGGAGAUGCAGCCUGACACUUCUGACGCCCGUGCAUGCCCCAGGCGGAACAAUCAAGAUCGACGAGGCGCACUGCCGGGAAAACCUCCCCGACAACCGCACCUCGACGGGACACGACCCCGCCCUCCGGCGCGAAGCCAAGAACACCCCGACGGAAGAAGGCAUCACGGCCCCAAAAAAGCCACUGCCGCGCCAGCCACGAUGGACGGCCGACGACGAGAGAGCCCUGGAUCGUGCUUUCCAGCGAGCAGAGGCACCGGAGAGAAGCUACACCCCCAAGGCGCACAACACCUCCCCCGGCAAGCGUCUAGUCCCACUGUGUGCACAGGCCGACAGAGCCGCCGAGGCAACACCGCCAAGAAACGAAGCCGUGGAAGCGGCAAAGCUCGCAAGGAAUGCCGCUGAACCAUCUCACGAAGGACCGGCCGCGCGACGAGGGGGGGCUGAGGCGGGCUCCGACCACGACACGGAGCCCGGACCCAGCGUCGAGGAGCACUUUCGGGGCACGCUGGCCAUCAAGAAGAUGUCAGGCGACGGCAACUGCCUCUUCCACGCGCUCGGAGAGAACAACGGCGAGAGCGGGGCAUGCCUCCGAGCCCUAAUCAUCCAGUACCUCAGAGAGAACGCAGAAGCCGAAGAAGACGAAGAGCAAGUGCAGGCCUGGCUACAGGAAAGCCAAUACCUCCAAAGCGAUCCGGGUCACUGGGGCGGCGACACGGCCAUCAUCGCUUUCACCCGCAUGAGGCAGCAGCGAGUCCUUUUGCACUGGCGGACGCCAAACGGCGACAUCCUCACGAGCGAGCGCACGCACUCGGACGUGGCCGAAGCAGCCCAACGCGGGCCGCACGCAGCACCGAACGCCACGGAAGUGAUCCAUCUCUGGUACAACGGCAGGGACCACUACGACCUGCUGGUGCCCAUAGACCGAGCACCGCCACCAGCACCACCACUGCCACCACCACCACCACCACCACCACCACCACCCCACCCGAUUCCGCGCCCAGCCAAGCGCAGAAGAACCGCCGCCGGCGGGGAGGAGGCCCAUCAACAGGCCCAGGCGCGCAAGACGCCGUCGAAGCCAACGACACGACCGCCCGAGCCAGAGGCACAGGACGAGCCCAACCUCCUGGAAGAGCUCACCAGCAUGCCCGUGGCGCCGCACAGCAGCCACCCCCGGCGGAAACUGGAAGAGGCUCUCCGGCACCUCGCACACACCCAGCUGCGAGCCCAGCCGCUGAUACCGCCCGGAGCCAGGCCCGAAGAACUCGACCGUGGGGAACCCUGGCCAGGACAGUUCUGCGCCUUCCAGAGCUGCAACUGGUCAUUGCUCACGGGCACCGAGCAAGAGCUUCGAGAGCACGUCCAGCAAGAGCACGCAACAGCACUGCAGAGCGUCGCACAGCACCUACCCAAGCCAAUCCCGGCCGAUGCAAUGGCCAGCGUCUACAACGAAGCCAUAGCCCUGCGGUGCAGAGAGGCCGCACCCGUGGCAGGAAGCUCGCGGGACAGAAGCGCGCUGCGGAGCUUCGCCGAAGCCACCAGCAAAGACAGGGUGGAAGCGAUCAUUUGCUUCUGCUGCGCAUGCAUCCACACCCGCGUGGCCGACGCCGAGGCCGCGGGCCCCAUCCGCUGGCGCAGGCUCAUCCAGGGUCCCCCCAGCAACGACAGGACCCACGCCGAGACAACCGAACGUCUGCACGACAUCCUGAGCAUCGACAAGUACCUGGGGCUCUACGGCGACCUCGCCGGGGACGUCAAGCUCACCGACGUGGCCGAGCUGAACGAGCGGACCGUGACCAUCCCCGGGCUCGGCGACAUACUCUGCUGCCCAGAAGACCACCGCUGCCACGCCAAUCCCCAGCACCCAAGCCAGCACACGCUCUGCGAGCACUGCGAGGUGCCCCUCUGCCGCGACUGCGCGCAACACUUGGACAACGGCCAGCUGCCGCCCCCGAGCUUGUGCAAUGACAUGUGGACAGGCUACUCCCCGGCGCGCCUGCACGCAGAGAAGGUCACAGUGAUGGAAAUGAUCUGCGCAAGCCCCUGCGUGACGACCCUGGUGUGCAUGUCCAUGGAAGCGCGGCACCGCAGCGAAGGGACCACCUUAGACGAAAAAGACCAGAACGCCCGUCACCGCCUGGGCGCGCGCGGCAACGCCCUCACCUUUCCCCUCCCAUGGGAAGACCUCCUGCGCAACCUAGAGGCACACCACGCAGAAGUUGCGGAGCAGGACCAAGCGGGAGCGGCAGCACCCCCCAGCCUGCCGCUCACAGGCAAGGCGCUCGCCGAGGUCGCGAGGGUGCUCCUCAAGACGAACAAAACGGGCAAGACGAGCGAGACCGGGAUCAAGACGCUGCUCCACCAGGCCACCGUGCGGAGAGACGUAGUCGUGAACCUCAUCCACGACAUGCAGCGCCUCGGGCAUCCCGCGUUCCAGCACCUGCGCAUGGCGGAUGUGCGGGAGGCAGCAUCACAGCUGCCAGAGGGCGGCGUGCCGCCGGAAGUACUCAAGCUCAUUUCCGGCCUGAGCGAGGACGACGAGACCGCCCACAAGCUGCAGCCGCAGAAGGCCGCCGCCCCGACGGACGCGCCGGAGCAGGACAUGCAGCGGGCCGGCGCCAUCUUCGCCGACCAGCGAGCCCGGGCCGUCGUGCGGGAAGGCUGCAGCACGGACCGCGAGGACCAGAACGCCGUGGCCACGGCCGCACUCAACGACCUCCAAACCCAGCUCCGCAGCAACGAAGAGAACGAGAAGGUCCUCGAGACCAUGGAGGUGCGCACCGGAAACAUCUUGGUGGACCAGUUCCAGCCGCUCUACUUCGCCACGGCCUUCAGCUUCUGCUUCGCCCACGGCACCGCCUGUCCGGACGUCCAGAACAGCAACAGCACAGAAAGCAACCGGGCGUCAGCGCAAGGACGCCGCCGAGACAAGAACCCGGAGGCCCCCCAAGUGCAGAUCUUCGAAUGGGCAACAGCCAUGCAGCGCCGGGCAGAAACCCAAUUCAGGCGAGACGGGAGCUUCGGCUUCACCCUCUGGAACUACCUCUUCAGGACCAUGGUGAACACCCAGGGGAACGCCUUCAUCUACAGCGUCGCCGACGAGAACCACGAGAGCAGGGCCCUGACCACCAAGGCGAUCCUGGAGGGGCAAAAGCAGAUCCAGCAAAAGCUCCUCAGAGGCCAGUACCUCGACAUCAACAACCAGCUGAAGCCCAUCAACGGAGACCUCACCAAACUACGCUUCGUCCCAGGGCUCUCAAAAGCAGCCCUGAAGGCUCGAAGCUCGUGCAAAGAAAAUCCUAUAAAGCACGGACCCACCCGCAGUGCAAGCCUCCCAUCCUUCGCCGCCUGA
Symbiodinium sp. CCMP2592 is the source of this 4896-nucleotide messenger RNA. The record is from the annotation of a GenBank genome assembly. NCBI's taxonomy places the organism in Eukaryota, Dinophyceae, Suessiales, Symbiodiniaceae.